Messenger RNA from Lagopus muta (rock ptarmigan), 2122 nucleotides. RefSeq lists its product as uncharacterized. The record is from RefSeq and is a predicted model, not a curated record. Lineage: Eukaryota; Metazoa; Chordata; Aves; Galliformes; Phasianidae. Bases 692 to 1399 code for a protein of 235 amino acids. The transcript is spliced from 6 exons.
CUGACAUAUCUUUUCUUUCCUUUGCAGAGAUUGUGGCGGUCUGGGAUGCUGUGUCUGAGUACAUCCUGGAACAGAUGAAGCUGGACAAGGGCGUCCUGGUUCCGGAACUCGGGAUCUUUGCUGGGGUCCGAGAGCAACUCCACAGCAAAGAAGAGGCGCUUCCAGUCCGAAGACCCGUCUUCGAACUGGAUAUCAGGGCGCUGUGGCUGCCAGACCUCCAGUCUCCCAGCGACAUCAUCCCUGGUAAGAAGGCAGCAGCCACCUUCCCCUUCCUGCCCCACGUCCGGCCGGCUGUGUUCUUUAAAGGACCUUUUCUGUGGAUUUGGUUAUGAAUGCUGCAUGGGCUGGCUGUGGCAGUGAGGAUGUGCCUUCUCCUUGCAGACAGCAUCAAGAUUGAGCCGCUCAACUACCGGCAGCUCUCGCGAGCCUCCGGCGUCCCGCUGCACUUGGUGCCGCGCUGCGUGCGGGAGAGCGUCCUCUUCUACUGUCACCUCCUGAGGAACAAGACGCCCGUCCCGUUCGUGUUCAAGAACCUCGGCGUUAUGACCUGCCAAGACAACCACCUCUGCAUGAGGUUCUUCUGCAGCUGCGUUGAAACGCUGGAGAGCAAUGCCCCCGUCCUCGCACUGAUCCACACCGUAAGUUGAGGAGGUUGUGAGGUGCACCAUCGGAUCACUGCUGGCCAGCCUGGAUGUGGCAGGCCAGUCAAAUGCCUUUCCCCACGCUUGCCCCCAUGGCUUUCUCCACGGGCAAAGGGAUUUCCUGGAUCUCUGCCCCUGCCUGGCAGUGCUCUUGCACGGCCUCACUAUUUUGCCAUCCUGCUCCUUCAGAGCAGAACAAAGCUCUGAUGUUCACAGACGAGGCUUUGGUGGAGAGCAGCUUUCUCUUGGCACAGGAGCCAGGUUUGCUUCCUGUCAACAAGAGCCAUGAAGAAAUGGCCUUGGCUAGCCUCCAGCAGGUCUGUGUCCCUUUGCAGAGAUUCUGGACGGAAGAUCUUGCUGACUUCGGGCCAGAGACCACCGCCCGUGGGAUCCGCUUGUUCCCGAGGUUUCAGCUCACUGUGGAAAAGAGCAGAGCAGAGGCUGCUGCAGACAAGAAAUCCGCAAUAGAGCGGAAGAUGAGUAGAGGAGUCUCUGUCGGCAGGCUGCUGCCAAAGCGGAAGACACUUACCCCCCCCAUGCUGCUGCAGCGCGAGCCAGGCUCAAGGCAGCAAAAGUUGGCAAAGGAGCCUCCUACCAGCGUGCUCCCACCGUGUGCAGGCAGCUUCCGCAGGACAAAGACAGGAGAACAGAAGGAGGCGUCUACUGCACAGACCAGCACUGCACUCCCUGCCACCGAGGAAUCUAAGAGAGUGCUGCAGGUACUGGCUCUGCCUUGCUGCAGGGACUGUGCUGCUUGAGAUUGCACCAAUGACAGAAUGGUAGAAUCAUAGAAAAGUUUGGCUUGGAAAGGACCGUUCUGAUCACCUGGUUCCAACCCCCUGCUGCAGGCAGGGACACCUGUCUCUAGACCAGGUUGCUCUAAGCCCAACCCAGCCUGGCCUUGAGUGCUUCCACAGGGAGGGAAGCAAAAGCCUCUGUGUGUGCAGUGAUCUGGAGCACAGCCCUUCGGGUGCCAUCAUUUCACAUUUCUGUCCGCUCCUUCAGCUCCUCUUCGGUAGAUGGGGGGUGCUGCACACCUUCCCUGUCUCUUCUCACCUCCUGGCCUGCCACCUGCCACAGCACACACAGGGGCUGUGAGAGAGGAAUACGGCCUCUGUUUGCCACGAGUUGCGGAUCACUGGCUUUGGGGCUCCUGGUCCUUCAGGGGCAAAGCAGUGCUGACAGGCCGGCAGAGGAGAGGGGCGGGAGCAGGGAGCUGAAGGAAGGCCCCAGGGGCUGAGGCUGAUCCUGUAUGCUGCUGUGUCUCUGCAGGAGCUCCGGGAAGUGUCUGCACUGUGGAAAGAAGCAGACCACACAUGGCCUGUGCACCAGCAGCAAAUAGAGCAAACACAGGCAGAAAUGGCAGCAUGGGAAGGCUGGAGCGCAGGGAAGGACCAGCGUCCGCCCCAGCUGUUGGCCAGGGAGAGCGUGCGUGUUCCGCAUCCUCCAGCCCAGCCCAGGAGACAGCAAGUGGGAAGGAG